Messenger RNA from Sciurus carolinensis (gray squirrel), 510 nucleotides. Its product is annotated as CDKN2A-interacting protein-like. NCBI's taxonomy places the organism in Eukaryota, Metazoa, Chordata, Mammalia, Rodentia, Sciuridae. The record is from RefSeq and is a predicted model, not a curated record. The coding region runs from base 1 to 510 and encodes 169 amino acids. The transcript has a single exon.
AUGGAGGUUGUUUGGUGUGUGGGCCUCUUGAGGGGCGUUCUCCGGAGGGCCGCUGGUGCAGGCCGCAGUGACAGGGCUGCUCGCCCCUGCGCACCCCUCUUCCCCGGUGCAGUGUCUGCUGGUGCCCUCUGUCCACGUCCUGCAAGCCCAACAUGGCGCAGGACCCCGCGGAUGGCCACCUGUGUGGAGGCGCUGCGCUGCGAGGGCGAGACUGACAAACACUGGCGCCACCACCGGGAGUUUUUGCUCCGCAACGCCGGGGACCUGGUCCCCAAGGGUGGCGCUGCCUCAGCUAACAUGGACGAAGCUGCAGACGCCGAGAGCGGAACCCGCAAUCGGCAGCUGCAGCAGCUCAUCGCCUUUUCCAUGGCCUGGGCAAACCACUUCUUCCUUGGGUGCCGGUACCCUCAAAAAAUUAUGGAUAAAAUUCUUAGUAUGGCUGAAGGCAUCAAAGUGACAGAUGUUCCAAUCCAUACAGCAAGAGACGAACUGGUUGCCAAGAAGGGGUAG